AGUCUUGCACAGUGCUCCGAAGUGUGGCCUAUUCUCAACAUUAAUUGUCCAAAAAUUCUGAAUAAAACACACUUUUUUUUACGUUCUCCAGGAAUAUUAUAGUAUACCGUCUGGUCUUAUAAUUUCUAUUAAUCCAUUACCAUAUACAAUAAUGAUCCGUUGUCAGAUGUACGCGAUGGUUGUCUUCGCAUUCGGGUGUCUCGUCUUGUUACCGGACUACGGCAAAGCAAUCAACUGUUGGGUGUGCUCCACGGACACGGACCAACGUUGCAACGACCCGAUGAACAUGACCAAAGGUGCAAUCGAGGACUGUAGCAGAGCACCGCAUUCAGCUUUCUUACAGCCCGUGUGCAAGAAACAAAAACAAAGAGUGAACGGCGAGCUGCUGAUAAUCCGGUCGUGCGCUUGGGCGUCGGACAGUCGGAGCGACGACGGCCCAUGCGCCAUAAACACUCCAGCCAACAUACGCAUCGAACACUGCAGCACAUGCGACCAGGACCUUUGCAACGGCGCAGUGGUCAUCGGAGGUUGCACCGUGUUCCUGACCAUGGUGUUGGCGGUUGCGGUCCAUCUCGCUACCUAUUAACGCGGUAACACCCCUCCUAAUGAUUUUUUUUCUUCUCUGAAACACGCCCUUUUCCGCCCCAACAAAACACAGUCAUGUCUACGAAAAUCACGUAGGUACCUUUAUGACACACAUUUAUAUAGGUAUAUAUAAUAUAUACUGUUUGUUCAACUAUAUAAUAUAUAUUUUAUACAUUUUAUACCUAACAAUAAUUUUUAUUUAUUCUAAGACACAUUUUACACUUCAACAUAAAGCUAUUACAUACACCAAACGCGGCAAGUCAUAACACAUUUAUAUAUAUUUUUAUGUAUAUAAAAUAUAUUAGGUACAUUUUACGUGUGUAUGAUUUCUUCGAUAUUAAAUACCUCUCUUUUUAUAAUUAUUGUACCUAUAUAUAAAGUUAAGGAAAGUAUAUAGGUAAUUAUGUUUAAUUUUAAUAAUAUAAUUUUAAUUAUAAUAUUAUUUUGAUUGAUAUACCUAAUAUAUCUCAACUACCAACCUAUCGAUAAGAAAUUGUAAAUGGUUAUUAAGAAUUACAUUUUUAUGAUUAUUUA
Molecule: messenger RNA, 1119 nt
Organism: Acyrthosiphon pisum (pea aphid)
Lineage: Eukaryota; Metazoa; Arthropoda; Insecta; Hemiptera; Aphididae
Product: CG17218-like
Biological process (GO): regulation of synaptic transmission, cholinergic; positive regulation of voltage-gated potassium channel activity; sleep
Source: RefSeq, marked predicted